This is a messenger RNA of Aureobasidium melanogenum CBS 110374, 2505 nucleotides long. RefSeq names its product Clavaminate synthase-like protein. Lineage: Eukaryota; Fungi; Ascomycota; Dothideomycetes; Dothideales; Saccotheciaceae. The annotation marks the transcript as partial. The transcript has 3 exons. Gene Ontology annotation, biological process: protein demethylation; regulation of transcription by RNA polymerase II. The record is from RefSeq and is a predicted model, not a curated record. Gene Ontology annotation, molecular function: zinc ion binding; histone demethylase activity; transcription coregulator activity.
CGCAAGCCUUCCAAGGAAGUUCAAGAGACGGUAUGCGCUAGUUGCGCUCUGACUCGCGAGUCUAAUCAUGGCGAGCUGGACCAGUGGAUAAGUUGUAACGGCUGUCAAUUAUGGUUCCAUUUCGAUUGUGCUGGCUUCAAGAAUGAGCGCGAUGUGAGAGAUGUCAGCAAAUUCUUCUGCAAAGCCUGUGAACCCAAGCAUGGCUCAACAACGUUUGUCAGGAAGUCGGGUCGUGCUCACGCAGCUGUCGACUAUGCCGGCUUGAACCAAGGCAUUCUCAAGACAUCUGACGAUAAUCCUGAACACCACUACAUUCAGCCAAUCAAGGACGGCUCCUUCACCUUUGACCAGGAGAUGUUUCCACGCAUGCGUCCUGAGCUCGUCACUCGCGAAUUCUUCGAGACUUGCUCUUCGUUCUCUGAACCUGUCGUAAUACCAGCCGAGUAUAACCCCAAGCUCUCUGAACAGCAACCAGUUUCAGCGCGCGAUAACGAGGAAUAUGAUGUUGCUUUUACUGGAAUGGAAGAAGAAGAGGCUCUUCUGCACGACUUCGAAUACGAGACAGUGCCCGAUGACGGUCAGGACCGUCUAGAUAUGGUUGUGCCUCGAGGUUUGACUGUCAGACACGUUGCUGAGCUUGUAGGCCCACAUGAACCUCUCGAGGUGAUUGAUGUCAAGACUCAAGGCACCGAAGGCAAAUGGAAUCUGGCAAAGUGGGCAGACUACUACGAAGCUGACGGUGAGAAAGCUGUUCGCAACGUCAUCAGUCUGGAGGUCUCCUCUACCAAACUUGGCAGACUGCUAAGAAGACCUAAGGUCGUCAGAGACAUUGACCUGCAAGACUCGGUUUGGCCAGAGGAAGAAACGCUAAAAGACAACUUCCCAAAGGUACAGUUCUAUUGCCUCAUGUCCGUCGCUGACAGCUUCACGGACUUUCACAUCGACUUUGGCGGCUCUUCAGUGUACUACCAUAUUCUGCGUGGCAAGAAGACUUUCUUCUUCAUUCCACCAAAGCCAGGUCAUCUCAAGAAAUACGAAGACUGGAACAACUCGCACGAGCAAAACUUUACGUGGUUGCCAGAUGCUACAAAGGAAUGUUACAGAGUUGAUCUUUCUGCAGGUGAUACCAUGCUGAUUCCUUCUGGUUGGAUUCAUGCUGUUUGGACGCCGGAGAACAGUUUGGUCAUCGGAGGCAACUUCUUGACUCGUAUGCACUACUCAACUCAAUUUCGGAUUGUGGACAUCGAGAAAGCCAUCAAAACUCCUCAGAAGUUCAGAUAUCCACACUUCCAGAAGGUCAUGUGGUACACUGUUAUCAAAUACCUAGAGACAGAUCCCCUGCCUGCAGAAGUCGCUCAGGUCUUUUACAGUGGCGCGAGAUUUGUCCGCGAGCGACCUGUUUGGGAACAGUUUAAUCAGCAUGGCAAGCUCUCAAGUUGUGCUCCAGGUAGUGCUCACUACAACUGCCGGUACUACUCCCAGGCUGAGCUGGACGGACUACCAGACUUGAUUAACUUCAUCUUCCGUACUGUCAUGAUCGCACUCGGCCGAAUCGAAGGUGUGACAGAGGACACUCGCAAGAAGGUCAUGAGAUCCAUACCAAAAUCGCAUGGCGAACCUCUUGAGCUGGCCAGAACGUUCGCUCUCUGGGUAGCAUGGAAACGAGGCAAUGAGGAUCCACCGGCCUGGGCCCAUCCUGAUGCUGAUCUUCCAGAUAAGGAGAGCGCUGCUCCCAAAAAGCUAAGCGCCCGAGCACUGAAAGCUAUGCAAAGACAAGAAGCAUUUGAGGCUUACAGAGUCGCUCCUGAGAGACAGUCUGCUCGCCAGAAUGCAUCUCGAGAACCCGAGCUCACCACCGCCACGGCGCCCAUGCUUUCAAUGCCUUCCGCAUCGGUGUCUCAAAUACAAACUACACCUGGCCCUAGCGGCCAGCACACAAGCACGCCAAAAACAUCAGUACUCGGCCCUAAGAGAGUCGCAUGCGAUGCAUGUCGGAAGCGUCGGAUCAAGUGCAAGCAUAAAGACGUAGUCACCACGAGCACACCAUUUGGGCAACCAACUGUGAUGUUCCAGUCAACACCCUCCGCGGCUGAGCAAGCCACGCCGAUAACGCCCUUCAGCCAGCCUCUACCGAACUCCGAGCAACACAUGCAAAACAUGCCAAGUAUUCAGAGUUUGCAGAGUCUCCAGGGUUCACAAGGUUUGCAGAAUGGACACACCAAUCAGAUGGUGGGCAUAGCUCCUAUGGCGCAAAUGACCUCGACAGACGGCGUCGGUCCUGCUAUUAUCCCUGGGAAUGCAUUGCUAGCAGAUCCGAAUAGCAAGCGCGGUAGGAGUAAGGCAUGUCUUGACUGCCGCAAGAGCAAGCGCCGUUGUAUUCAUGACGAAAACGGCAAGAUCGAUCCUGUCAAGGCUGAACAGACGCCAGUUCCUCGUGGUUCGGUUGUGUCCAAGAAAAGAAGGACCAGCGGAGAUAUGGAAAGCCCGAUCAAGAAGUCAAAGCAA